AUGCCGCCCGUUCUGCGCAAGCGCAAGGCGCCCGAGCCGCCCCCGGCGCCACCUGCCAAGAAAGCUGCGCCCAAGGCUACGAAGGGCGCAAAGGCCGCUCCCAAGGCGAAGGCUGCGCCUAAGAAGAAGGAGGAGAAGCCUGUGAAGGAGACGGCGGCCAAGGUCGCUGCGCCGCCUGCUGUUGGCGAUGUCAUCUCUUUGGAUGGCUUUGGUGGAGAGAUUGAGACUAAUGAUGGCGAGAAGACUACGCUGAAGGCGCUUGUUGAUGAGUCGAAGGGUGGUGUUGUUCUGUUCACUUACCCUAAGGCGUCUACUCCUGGUUGCACCAAGCAGGUCUGCUUCUUUAGAGAUUCGUACGAUGAGCUCACCGAAACUGGCUUUGCCAUCUAUGGUCUCUCGUCCGACUCGACCAAGGCCAACACAACCUUCAAGGAGAAGUACAAGCUAUCGUACCCUCUCUUGUGCGAUCCCGCCCAGACGCUCAUCGCCGCCAUUGGCCUGAAGAAGACGCCCAAGGGCACGCAGCGCGGCGUCUUCGUCGUCGACAAGUCCGGCAAGGUACUCGCGGCUGAACCUGGCAGCCCCGCUGGCACCGUCGAUGUCGUCAGGGCACUUGUUGAGGCAUCCGGUGCUGGCGAGCAAAAGAAGGAGGACGAAUCCGAGGAGGCCAAUGGCGCGGAAGCUGAGGGGAAGAAGGAUGAGAAGGAGGAGGCUAACGGAAAGGAUGAGAAGAAUGACAAGGAUGACGACAAGGCUGAAUAG
This is a messenger RNA of Scedosporium apiospermum, 762 nucleotides long. RefSeq names its product Merozoite capping protein-1. Lineage: Eukaryota; Fungi; Ascomycota; Sordariomycetes; Microascales; Microascaceae. The record is from RefSeq and is a predicted model, not a curated record. Bases 1 to 762 code for a protein of 253 amino acids. Gene Ontology annotation, biological process: cellular response to oxidative stress; cell redox homeostasis. The transcript has 2 exons. Gene Ontology annotation, cellular component: cytoplasm. Gene Ontology annotation, molecular function: thioredoxin peroxidase activity.